Messenger RNA from Vespula vulgaris, 2045 nucleotides. RefSeq names its product maspardin-like. Lineage: Eukaryota; Metazoa; Arthropoda; Insecta; Hymenoptera; Vespidae. Bases 396 to 1478 code for a protein of 360 amino acids. The record is from RefSeq and is a predicted model, not a curated record. The transcript has 7 exons.
CGAGCUGUCGUCGGAGUAACAUCGUUUUUUUCGCUUUAUUUUUAUUUCUCUCAAUCUACUUUCUUAAUCGAGUGUACACAUAUAUUCGUAUACGUAUAUAUAUAUAUAUAUGUACACACAUGUAUAUAUAUAUAUGUAUCCGAAAAGCAUGUAUUAUCGUAAAAAUCUUCUUCAAAUUAAUUACUCGAUAAGAUAACAGUGAAAAGGAAGGUUUGAUUUUACUCGUCAAAUAAUUUCCCUUAUCGAUCGUCUUCGAAAAGAGUAACGCUGCGUAUAGACAUCGUCUGUCGAUAAACGUUUACAAGUAAUAGAAUUGAACGAGGUAAGAGUGGUGUUAAAGGGACAAGGGACAAGGGAUAUAAGGGUAAGGGUAAGGGUAAGAGGGUGAAGGAAACAUGUCUUCGUGCAGUGAACUGUCUCGUUCUCAAGAAUAUCAAAGCUUUCGAAGUUCUGUUCCCCUGAGAAAAAUCGUCGUCGACGUCGACGGUACAAAGGGAUGGAAAAUUUACGAUUCCAGUCCUAAGACAGUCAAAUGUCCACUCAUUUGUCUUCCUCCUGUUAGUGGUACUGCCGAUGUUUUUUAUAAACAAAUAUUAGGCUUAGCUGCUAAGGGUUACAGAGUCAUAUCGGCCGAACCACCGGUAUAUUGGAACGUCAAAGAAUGGUGUGACGGAUUUCGAAAACUUUUGGAUUAUAUGGGACUCGAUAGGGUUCAUCUAUUUGGAGCCUCGUUAGGUGGAUUCUUAGCACAAAAAUUUACCGAGGUAAAUGCUUACUGCCCGAGAGUAGCAUCUUUAAUUUUAUGUAACACGUUUACAGAUACAUCUGUAUUUAGUUACAACGAUUCCGCUGCAGUUUUUUGGAUUUUGCCGUCGUUGGUAUUAAAAAAAAUGGUUAUGGGAAAUUUUACGACCGAGAAGGUUGAUGGAGAAAUUAUCGAAGCUAUCGAUUUUAUGGUCGAAAGAUUAGAAAGUUUAAAUCAGCCGGAAUUGGCGUCAAGAUUAACCAUGAACUGUAUCAAUUCUUAUGUGCAACCAGAAAAAAUUUGCAAUUUGCCAAUAACUAUAAUAGACGUCUUCGACGAGUACGCUUUAUCGAAUUCAGUCAGGGAAGAAAUGUAUAAAUGUUAUCCGAAUGCUAAAUUAGCACAUUUAAAAAAUGGCGGUAACUUUCCAUAUUUGAGCCGAUCAGCUGAGGUCAAUUUACAUUUACAGGUAGAUAUAUUAAUAUUUGUUCACAUACUUCUUUUUCUCCGUCCUUCUUCUUUUUUUUUUUUUUAUCGUCGUCAUAAUUAUUAUCAAUAUUAUCGAUUAAUCAUUAUUGCAAAUCUUUUUACGAUUGUCGUUAUAAUUAUUUCUCUUGUUCCUUCUUUUUCUUUUCUUCGUUUUCUUUUUGCAGAUACAUUUGAGACAAUUCGAAGGAACGGAAUACUCGGCUUCAAUCAGAACGAAAACUUAACGAAUUGUAAAAAAACUUAGAGAUUAGUUUUAUGUACAUAGUCAACACAACGUAUACUUAUAUUCUCUUUUACUAAUACAUAUUCACAUUCGACAAUAUUAACACAAGCUUCCAUUAUCGAUAUUAUCGAACAUAUGUGUUUGUAGAUCAAUGAUCUAAGAGAAAUCAUGCGAAAUUACAUUCGAGUGAAAUUCUAUUUCUUUCGAGAUAUAUAUAAAUUCAUUUUUGAUAAGACUGCAUGUAAUACUUGUUUCUUCUAUGUUUCUAUGUUUCUUUUCUUUUUUCUUUUGUUUACAAAAUUUUUUUAUCAUUAUUAUUAUUAUAUCUCGUGUUAUCUCGUUAAAAAAUUCACACGGCGAUAAAAUGUUUAAAAAAAGAUCUCACUGAUUAAUUCCAUCGGUGUAAAAAUUUCUUACAUAUAUAUACAUAUAUACAUAAUAAAAUAUGCAAGUAUACUUAAUUUAAUUUGUAUAUAAUAAGUAGAAUAAUCAACAUAGACAAAUCUCAAGAUAAGUGUAUCAGAAUAUUAAAUACGUAAAUGUUAUAUACACUUUUGUUAUAAAAAAAGAAAGAAAUAAAACAAACAA